Molecule: messenger RNA, 1122 nt
Organism: Xylaria bambusicola
Lineage: Eukaryota; Fungi; Ascomycota; Sordariomycetes; Xylariales; Xylariaceae
Exons: 1
Coding region: 1-1122 (373 amino acids)
Molecular function (GO): 5-methyltetrahydropteroyltriglutamate-homocysteine S-methyltransferase activity; zinc ion binding
Source: RefSeq, a predicted model, not a curated record
AUGCCUCUCCCUACCGGCGUCUACCGCUCCGAUCAAGUCGGUUCCUUGUUACGGCCCAGGGACCUUCUCAAGGCCCGUGACGAGGCCGAAGAGGGUAAGAUCACAGCCGCGCAGCUGCGGGAACUAGAGGAUAAAUACAUUGCGGAUGUGGUACGGAAACAACAGGAAGUCGGCCUCCGCGCCGUGACGGAUGGCGAAUUCCGCCGUCGGUGGUUCCACGUAGACUUCUUGAAGCACCUGGCAGGCGUCGAGCAGCGCGGCGCCAUGCAGUCGACAAACGUCAGCAUCGGCGGGACCAUGCCCCCAAGGCUCGUCGUCGUUGACAAGAUCUCGCACCCGGCCUCCAUCCAGGUCGACGACUUCAACUUCCUCGAGUCGCACAUCGACAAGAGCAAGGCGACGACCAAGGUGUGCAUACCGUCGCCCACAAUGAUACACUUCCGGAACAGCCGCGACACCAUCGACGAGAAGGCCUACCCGACCCUGGAGCCGUUCUUCGCGGACCUCGCGCGCGUGUUCCAGGAGGAGCUCGACGAUCUGUACAAGGCCGGGUGCCGCUUCGUGCAACUCGACGACACGAACCUCGCGUAUCUCUGCGACCCGAAGAUGCGCGCCGAGGCCGAGCAGCGUCACGGCGACGCCAACGUGCUGGCGCGACAGUACGCUUCGCUUAUCAACGCUGCCAUCUCCAAGCGGCCUAAAGACAUGACCAUCGGCAUCCAUCUGUGUCGCGGAAACCACCGGUCGCAGUGGUUCGCGCAGGGCGGUUACGAGCCCGUUGCCGAGGUGUUGUUCAAGGAGCUUGAUGUCGAUGUGUAUUUCCUCGAGUACGACGAUGCGCGGUCGGGCGAUUUCUCGCCUCUGCGACAUCUCCCGCCCCAGAAGAUCGUGGUCCUUGGCGUCAUGUCCAGCAAGACCGCGGCGCUCGACGACCGCGCCCAGGUCAUCAGUCGACUACGCGAGGCUGCCACAUUCUGCCCCGGCGGUCUAGACCAGCUAUGCCUGAGCCACCAGUGUGGGUUUAGCUCUACUUCUGAGGGCAACGAUCUCUCGGAAGAAGAGCAGUGGGCUAAGCUCCGGCUUCAGGCUGAAAUCGCAAAGGAAGUUUGGGGGGACGCCUAA